Molecule: messenger RNA, 2093 nt
Organism: Caretta caretta (loggerhead turtle)
Lineage: Eukaryota; Metazoa; Chordata; Testudines; Cheloniidae
Gene: AIFM2
Product: AIF family member 2
Biological process (GO): apoptotic mitochondrial changes; positive regulation of apoptotic process
Cellular component (GO): mitochondrion; cytoplasm
Molecular function (GO): electron-transferring-flavoprotein dehydrogenase activity; flavin adenine dinucleotide binding
Source: RefSeq, a predicted model, not a curated record
AAAGCCAAAGCCUGAGCAACUUAGCUUUGCAGUGGCAUGGGGCCCUGGGCAAUUGCUCUCCUUGCUACCCUCUAAUGCCAGUUGUUGCGGCACUGCCGGGCCGUGGAGUUUUUAUAGCCUGUUUGUGGCUCCGAAAGAAAAAGGUUGAGAACCCCUGUUGUAGGAGAUAUUGGUACAUUCAAUUAAAAUAUUUUCUACAAACAUCGUAUCCCUCUCAAAACAGAUUUCUGUUGACAACAAAACUCUAGCAUGUCGGGCCUGAUUCCCCUCUGCCUUUUCACAAUGUGCAAAGUGAUGACUUUUUGGAGGAAGAAUAAAACUCCGUAUCUCAAGCAACUAUUCCUGUUGCUUAAAAUGUCUGUGCUGCUGUUUCCAUCUGCAUGUUCCUUGCUGCGCUCCUGUCAGCUAUCUGGGAGGCAAGAGAGAGCCCGUAAGAAGCUGAGCUAUAAUAGUGCCUGCUUCAAACUGUUCUGAAAUUUAGUCUUCAGACCAUCUAUAUCCUGGCUUCUAUUUUACUCAUUGUUAGUACUUUAAGUACGUGAUUUGUCACAGUGACUUCAAUGGGACUACUUAAGUCUUUGCAGGAUCAAGUCCUUACUUUCCACAGAAGCAGCUCUGCCAUCUAGGAUGGGAUCCAAGCUUUCAGUGGACGACUCGGUGCGUGUUGUGAUCGUUGGAGGAGGUUUCGGGGGAAUUGCAGCUGCCAGACAACUAAAGUCCUGGGGAAUCCCCUUUGUUCUUGUGGACAUGAGAGAUGCAUUCCACCACAAUGUGGGCGCUCUCCGGGCCUCUGUAGAGAGCGGAUUUGCCAAGAAAACCUUCAUCUCUUACUCUGUGACCUUUGAGGAGAGCUUCCGACAAGCUAAGGUGGUUGGAAUAGACUUACUGAGGCAGAAAGUCUUGCUGAAUGAUAAUGAGGAGCUUUUCUACUCUCACCUCAUCCUUGCUACAGGCAGUGAUGGGCCUUUCCCUGGGAAGUUUAACCAGAUCAUUGACAUGGAAACUGCCAUUCAGACGUAUGAUGACAUGGUCAAGGAGCUCCAGAAAUCUCCACGUAUUGUGAUAGUAGGUGGUGGUGCUGCUGGAGUGGAGAUGGCUGCAGAGAUCAAAACAGAAUAUCCAGCCAAAGAGGUCACCCUCAUUCACUCAAAAAUCGCACUGGCUGAUGUGGAGCUCCUACCAAGUGUCCGGCAGGUGGUGAAGGAGAUUCUUCUCAGGAAAGAAGUGAAUCUCUUGUUAAGUGACAGAGUCAGCAACCUGCAUAUGCUGACUUUAAACCGAUUCCAAGAGAAUAUGGCAGUCAAGACAGAAAAGGGCACAGAGGUUGCUGCUGACAUGGUGAUUCUCUGCACUGGUAUAAAGAUCAAUUCAUCGGCAUACAGCAGUGCAUUUGGGGACAAGCUGGCGGGUAAUGGUGCUUUAAAGGUCAACCAGUACCUCCAGGUGGAAGGGUAUGAUAAUAUCUAUGCUAUUGGUGAUUGUGCUGAUGUGAAGGAACCAAAGAUGGCAUACCAUGCUGGGCUCCAUGCCAAUAUUGUGGUGACAAACAUCAUCAACAGUCUGACACAGAAACCUCUUAAAACCUACCAGCCAGGAUCACUAACCUUCCUGCUGUCGAUGGGCCGGAAUGAUGGGGUAGGCCAGAUUAAUGGAUGCUACGUGGGACGUCUGUUAGUGACCAUUGCAAAGAGCCGGGACCUUUUUGUUUCUAAGAGCUGGGAGACUAUGGGACAGACUAUGCCCUGCUAGAUAGAAAGGACAAUGAUAAAGUAGCAAGGGAAUACAUGUAUCGACUGGCAUUAACAAAGCUGGAAAAGAAUAAAAGGUUCAUCAUUACCAAAAUGACACAGGCUAUAUGGCUUUUUACUGAUAGUAAUACUGCACCAAAAGAUCAUGUAUUACGAAUCCCAUUCUUUAGCAUGAUGCAUUAUAAUAACAUAAAGCACACUCUUUUUAAAAUGGCUCUGUUACGUGGAUCUGCACAGAAACUGUAUUUCUUGCUGAAACUUUUUCAACACUCAGUUCACAUGCUAAGAUGGAGCUGAGACAGGAAUUCAAUUUAAAUGGAUUUUAAAAUAAAAGAAGUAGCAGAA